Molecule: messenger RNA, 987 nt
Organism: Artibeus jamaicensis (Jamaican fruit-eating bat)
Lineage: Eukaryota; Metazoa; Chordata; Mammalia; Chiroptera; Phyllostomidae
Gene: STPG2
Product: sperm tail PG-rich repeat containing 2
Exons: 8
Coding region: 1-951 (316 amino acids)
Source: RefSeq, a predicted model, not a curated record
AUGUAUGAUCGGGCUCCCCGAGUGCUCAGAUUUGCUGAAGGUGGCGGCACUGAGGAUCACGUGGGUCCUGGAUCCUACCAGGUGCCUUUCCUGAAGCAGCAGGCAACAGGUGGCUAUGCGCCAUUUCUUUCUUUGACUGCCAGAGAAAGUGCUUUUACUGUUGCCUCUGAUGCUGAGAACGCUGUUCCUGGUCCAGGACAUUAUAAUAUUUCAGGAAAACAGAAAAUUUCAAGGUCACCUUCAGUUUCCAGAAGUGUUCAUGUUCCUUCGAUUCCUUCCUGUGGACAGUCAUAUGGUUAUGAUAUUAAUGAUGAUGACAGUAUUAUAAGACAGUUUCCACCCGCUAGUGAUAGCACACUAGGUCCAGCGUACUAUAAACCUCAAUUUGGUUUUUCCAGUGCAACUUUAAAAUACAAGGGAAUACACUUUGGCAACUCUUUUCGAAGACUCGAGUUACCUAUAAAGUCAGGGCCUGGUCCUGGAGAGUAUGAUAUAGUUCAGAAAAAGACACCACAUUAUGAAAAUGUUAACAUCAAGAAAGAUCAACAGAAAAAUUUAUGCUCACAUCCCCCACGUUUUAAUGGAAUAAUAAAAUUGCAGGAGGAAAAAGAGAGAUUUGCACCUGUGAAAUCAACCACCCCAGGUCCCGGCACAUAUAAUGAACCUCGAACUGCUUUCAAACCCUUCAAGAAAACAUCAAUAUUUAAAAAUACCCCAUUUGGUCAGAGUGCUGCUCGAUUCACACAAGGCUCCAAGACAGAGAAAAUACCAGGCCCUGGGUCUUAUAAUAUCCUCAACAACACUAUCACUGACAACGUUAGCAAUAAGCGCUCAAAGAGACAGAGGAAAAGUGCAUUUGGGUCUUCUGUUUCUCGGACUUUCUCCUUGGAUCGGAAAGAAAUUGUUACUCCUGCUCGUUGUCAGAGAAAGAAGACCGAAGGCUACCGCUGAGUGAGAUAUGCCCUGUAAGUCAGCUCCCAGCAGCCU